AUGGAUUUGCUCCAUGCAGAGGUCGACGCACAAGAUCUAGCCGCCAUCGUCACCGAUCUCCAAAUAGUCACGGCACCCGAUCCCCAAGGCGGCGAUAAAGAUAAACUGCGCCUCUGGACUCCGGGAGAUGGGGAAUAUGACUUCAGGUUGUGGGGAAAGCUUAUCAACGUCGAUUACGAACUGAAAGGCAAAUCCGACCAAAGCAAUUUCGAUCGGGAAUUGGGCCUGUACACUUUACCGAAUGAUGUUGACCCUUUUAUCACGAAUAUCGCCAUCAAUGCCAAUAGGAUCCCCGUGGGCCUGGAAAAUAGCGGCCUCGAGCUUUCAGACUUUUCGAUGUCCUGCGGUUAUCGAUUCACAAAGAGUUUAGAAUCUUCAUCCGGUUAA
This is a messenger RNA of Ophidiomyces ophidiicola, 387 nucleotides long. RefSeq lists its product as uncharacterized. NCBI's taxonomy places the organism in Eukaryota, Fungi, Ascomycota, Eurotiomycetes, Onygenales, Onygenaceae. The transcript has 2 exons. The record is from RefSeq and is a predicted model, not a curated record. The coding region runs from base 1 to 387 and encodes 128 amino acids.